Messenger RNA from Trichoplusia ni (cabbage looper), 3925 nucleotides. RefSeq names its product transcription factor egl-13 (gene Sox102F). Gene Ontology annotation, molecular function: RNA polymerase II cis-regulatory region sequence-specific DNA binding; DNA-binding transcription factor activity, RNA polymerase II-specific. The transcript is spliced from 6 exons. NCBI's taxonomy places the organism in Eukaryota, Metazoa, Arthropoda, Insecta, Lepidoptera, Noctuidae. Gene Ontology annotation, biological process: regulation of transcription by RNA polymerase II; cell fate commitment. Gene Ontology annotation, cellular component: nucleus. The coding region runs from base 964 to 2616 and encodes 550 amino acids. The record is from RefSeq and is a predicted model, not a curated record.
CGUUGUAUGUUAUUAAUAAAGCAGUAACCUUUUAUUAAAUUUAUCCAAGGGAUGCUUAUUCGUACAACGUCUUUAAUAAUACAAUGCAAUCCUAUUUCAAAAUCGUUACAAUUACUAAGAAAACACAGAUCUGCUAUCCAACUAUAGAUAUCCUUUAAAUCUGUUUACCUCAUUUGUCACUGAUGUUCAAAGGAUGAAACAUUCCGGCAAGAGGAUGACACCAAGUAAACGUUUCAAAAUAAUCACAUCAAUACUCACGAACAGAUACGUAGACAGACAUCAAAGCAGCCGCGCCAGACACUAGGCGAGAACCGUUUGUUAACACAAUCAAUGAAGACGUUCCCAACUCAAAUCAGCAUCAAAGUACACAUGUUACACUAUAAUCACACACACUAACACAGCAUCUACAAUAUUACGUACAGUAUUGGCCAAUCCCACAUAACCUUACACCCACACACUAAUAAACACAACUAAGAUUACAAGAACCUCCUUGCCCCUCUAAUACCUAAACAAAACAGACGACAGAAACGCAAUAAAGCUCGCGUUUCUGUAUCUAUCUCCAGCCGGUUACAUGGACCGGCGGACACCUUAAGUCCAAAGGAGGCAGUAACUGCAAUUAGUACAAUUAGUUGAGCCCAAUUAGGUGCUUUAACGAAGCGAGUUUCGUAACUAGUCGGGGAGUUUGGGUGACAAAUACUACGUUUGACGUCUGACCCGAGAUUUCGAUCAAACAGUGAUACUGUUUGUAAACUGUGUUUGUAUUUUGCAUUUAACAAGUGUCUGAACGUCGCUCGUGUUUACGUACAAACUGUACAGCAUAAUUAGGACAUCUCCGGUGACGACGUCACUGACUAGCUAUUAACCAGUCCUCACUCAAUACUGUGACAGCACUUAGGAUGUCUAGACAAGUCUUAAAUAUCACAUAUUUCCCGGUCCUAUUUAACUCACAUCACCGUAUUACUCAUGAGUCUAACUGGUGUAUUUCUUUACAGAAACAUGUCAUCUAAACGAAAGUCGCCUCCGUCGAAAUUGCAAGAAGGUGCCGCCGAAACAGAGAAGCCUGAAGCGGGCCCAGCCAACCUGGACUUCCCGGAACACCAGGAGUCUGACACCGAGCACCAGGGCUUCUACAAGUUCUCCCCUAGUUCCUCCACGAGAAGCUCCAUCAGCGAGGAAGACACCGCGACUUACGAGGACGAGCGACCCUCGAAAAAGCAAAGAUUCGAGCAAUCAUUAGACAUGACAAAUAACCUUCUAGUCCCAUCAUCUUUCUUAAGUCUCCACCAAGUGAACGAUCUUCAGGCUCGAAGGCGAGGCUCCUCAGAAUGCAGUAGUCCCGGCGCCGAGGCCAAGGUUUUGGGACUCUGCAACAACAACAAUUCAUUGCUGAAUCACAAUAGCGCGUUGUCAUUGACUGCACCUCACAAGCGUUCUAUGGAUGACGUCUUGAAGAGGUUAACGUCGAAAAUGAACAAUAGUACGAUUAAAGAGGAGAAGAGGCCCACACCCUCCACGACGCCCGUUAAUAAGAACAACGAGCGACGAGGAGUACUCGACGCAGCAGCACUGCAAGCGUUAGCUGGUGAAAGCGUAUUGGAGAAGGAAAGACAACUGUCCGAGAUGAUCCUACAGCUACAGAUGGUCAGAGAACAGCUAUUAGCGCAGCAAGAACACGCUAAGAACAUAGGCAACGUGACAGCAGAGCUGGAACUGCAGCGGCUGCAGCAGGAGCAGCUCCGGCGUCAGGAGAUGGUGCGUCGCGGUCAGCACGGCAUGUACGCCGGCCCGCACUUAGGACUGCUACCGUUGUUGGAGCAAAUGAGACCCCAGCAACAAUCCAAUGCAAUGUCAACGAACCAAUGGCCGGCGACAGCCCAGCUCGCUCAGCUGACAGCGAGCGCUCGGUCCCCUCCCCCCCAAGACCCGGACACCCCGCUGAACCUCAGCAAGCAACGCUCACCGUCGCCGGCGCAGCCCAUGAUGAUGCCUCGCUUCGUGCCAUACCCCCCAAUGGAUGAGUCGCAAUACAAUAUGCCGAAAGAAGAGGAAUUCAAUGCUGCGUGCAACACUUCGUCUUGGAGCCAAUCGCCAUCCGAGGAUGCGGAGAAAGCGAAGCUGGUUCGCCAGCCGCGACGCGACGAGACCGGCAAGCCACAUAUCAAACGACCAAUGAACGCUUUCAUGGUCUGGGCUAAGGACGAGCGCAGGAAGAUACUCAAGGCGUGUCCUGACAUGCACAACUCGAACAUAUCAAAGAUCCUCGGCGCGAGGUGGAAGGCAAUGUCCAAUGCUGAAAAGCAACCCUACUAUGAAGAGCAAUCGAGAUUAUCCAAACUGCAUAUGGAGAAACACCCUGAUUACAGGUACCGACCAAGACCAAAAAGGACAUGCAUAGUCGACGGCAAGAAGAUGCGGAUAUCUGAGUACAAGAACCUGAUGCGUACUCGCCGGCAGGAGAUGAGACAGCUGUGGUGUCGCGACGGAGGCAGCGAGAUGGGCUUCCUGCCGCCCGCGCUGUCGUCCCCCGGACCUUCCAACUCUUCGCCGCCCCCCAACGGCGGCAACUACAUGAACCCCGGUUUCUCCCCGCCGCUGUCGCCGCGGGAGGAUGAUUGAGGUACGGCGCGCGGCUGGCCCUACCCGCACGCCGCGCCCCUCUCCCUACCCCCUUCUCACCACCCCUGGUAAUGGCCGAGGACAGUUCUAGAACACUCUAGAACAAUGCUUCACAUUCAGAAGUUGGAAACAAAGACUUGGAGCAUGAAUCUGUAGUGUUAUCCUACACCCUCUUAUCGUGACUGCACAUAUUAAGAGGUUCGUGUAUAAAUGGUAGCUAUAAUGUUAUUGUGUGAGUUUUUGCCAGUGUCUCAAAUUGGAUCUCUCGUUUACAAAAUAACUGAUUAAUGAUAAUGAGAUUAUUCCAUUAGUGAAUUAAGAAACUUAUAACUUUUGACACUUUCGCCCGUAUAUUCGGUAUGUGCUUAAGCAGUGAUUAUUCCCAGUGAAAUAUUUGGAGAAAAUGAAAUAAAAUCGGAUGUAACAGAUCUAAGUACAGUAAUGAAUUAAGUUUGUAUAAGAUUUAGACAAUAUGUUACUGUACUGAGAUAUUAUCUUAAUAUCUAUUAGAAAAAGUCUUAAAAUUAUUCUUAUUUAAUAGUAUUAUGCGGGUGUAUAGUUUUUCUGUUAUGUAAAUAUCGCCCUUUAGGUUCGACCUAUUAGUCUAUCAAUGUCGGACUAGAAUCUUAGGAUAUUGGCACAUUUAGAUAAUCCUUUUAACAAAAGAAAUUGUGCCAAACGUUGUAUUAACCCAACACUACAUAUAAUUAGAAGAAAAUAUGUAUAUAUCUACGUAGACAUAAGUAAAUCAUUUCGAUUGAUAUUGUAAUUUAGAUGUAACCGGUUCCCCGGCAACAGUGCACAGACGGUGACUGGAUUCUUUGUAAAUAAAUAAAAUUCCCUUUGUAGAUAGUUUACUAGUAAGGUUUAUUCGGAUGUUCGGCUAGUUCUAGUGUAAGAUUCAGAGGUUAGAUUUAGUAUUAGUCGUAAUGGACUUUGAAUCUUGACUAUCGCGUGGCCAUGUUAGUAAAGCGAAGUUAAACUAUACGUUAUAUUGUAGCUGCUUUAGAAACUAAGCAAAUAAAAUGUAUCAAACCAAAAAUUUGAAGCGGAUUGCUUGAAAAUUUAAGUGUUCUGAACACGGGAACUGUUUUUAUUUAAAUUCAGUGAGAUCUAUGCAUAAUGGUUAUGAUAAAAUACUCAUAGACUAAGUACACAUUGGUAAUAGAUCCCUUAUAAAUAAGCAAUAUCAACACGUGCAUAUUAAAUGUUUAUCUAAUGACAUAGCCAAUGAAACGUAAAUGAAAUUAUAUUUAUAUUUAACGAAAAAAAGUUAGAAAAUGUGAUGUAACUGACAUUUUUUUUAAAA